AUGUCUGCAACCGACGACCUUAAACACGCUGCUGGCGACGUCAACCACGCUGCCGGAAAGGUCGUGCACGAUGCCGAGGCCGCCGGCUACGAGCUGAAGGAGAAGGCCGAGAGUGCUGCCGAAGAUGCGAAAGACAAGGCGGUCGAGGUGAAGGAAGAUGUUAAGGAGAAUGCGCAAUGGGCAGCAGAGAAGACUGAAGAGAAUGCAAAGGCGGCUGUGGAGAGUGCGCAGCAAAAAGCGAAGGCUGCGGCGGACAAGAUGGCAGAUGCUGCGGCGCGAGCGGAUCCUCGCGAUCUGAAGCCCAGGAACAUUCUUGACGGAUUGAAGAACGUGGACAGGACGAUUCUGCGAUUGAACAAGUGCGUCUCGUUCCCAUCUGAUCUGCGCGGUCUCUCGGCCUUCCUCUCCACCUUCAACUACUCUCUCUACAUCCUCGCCUACCUGCAGUCCAAAUCCCUGACCCUCUCCGCCCUCGCCACCCGCAUCCUCGCGCUCGUCCGCCCCGCCUGCGACGACACCAAGAUCCCCGCCACCACGCUGAUCAACAACGCGGGCAUCCCGCCCGUCGCCGCCCUCGCCGUCCUCAUCUCCAAAGCCCGCACAACCCUGCGCCUCUUCGGCCUCUUCCCGCUCUACGCAUGGCUGCGCACGCUGCUCGCCGGCCCGAAACCCGGCGCAGACGUGGUCCUGCACCGCAUCGCGCUCCUCCAAGCGACUAGCUACGCGACCUACCAGGCGCUCGAGAACAUCUGCCUGCUCGCCGACUCGGGUGUGAUUUCGCCCUCGUUCAUCGCGCGCAUCAAUCAAGCGAAUCCCAAGACCGCCCGCUUGUAUCUGUGGGCAUAUCGCGCGUGGCUGGGCGGCGUGAGCUGCGACUUCUUGCGCCUGGGGCGUGAGUGGCAAUUAGAGGCGAAGCGCCGCGCGACCAGGCGGCAGAUGGUGGCGGAUGGGCGCGCGAUUGCAGAGUAUCAGGACGAGGAAGACAAGAAGUUUGAUGGCAGGUGGUGGACGGAUGCGAUGAUUGCCAGCGCGUGGUUGCCCAUGGCGCUUCAUUUUUUCGAGCGCCACGGGUGGAUUGCCAGGAUGGAAUUUUUGGGGUGGGAUGGGGGUGUGUGGACUGGUUGCAGGCGGGACGAGGGCGAAGGCCCUUGUGGCGCAGUACUGCAUAGAGUGAGCAUGGGAGGAUGAUACCUUGGUCAAGACUGUAUAUUGCGGGCUGGUGGUGAUUUGAUAUUUCGCGGGUGGUCGUCUCUAUAUCCUGCGAUUUCGAUUGAUGCUUCUCUAAAGCAUUGGAUUUUAAUGCACGUUGAUAUACUUUGUAAA
Parastagonospora nodorum SN15 is the source of this 1323-nucleotide messenger RNA. RefSeq lists its product as hypothetical. The transcript has 2 exons. Gene Ontology annotation, biological process: peroxisome fission. The record is from RefSeq and is a predicted model, not a curated record. Gene Ontology annotation, cellular component: peroxisomal membrane. The coding region runs from base 1 to 1188 and encodes 395 amino acids. NCBI's taxonomy places the organism in Eukaryota, Fungi, Ascomycota, Dothideomycetes, Pleosporales, Phaeosphaeriaceae.